Haliotis rubra (blacklip abalone) is the source of this 914-nucleotide messenger RNA. RefSeq lists its product as uncharacterized. The record is from RefSeq and is a predicted model, not a curated record. The transcript is spliced from 4 exons. NCBI's taxonomy places the organism in Eukaryota, Metazoa, Mollusca, Gastropoda, Lepetellida, Haliotidae. The coding region runs from base 24 to 914 and encodes 296 amino acids.
CAGCAGUUUGACGUCUGGCAAACAUGGUUAUAUGUUUCGUGUUUGGCUGCAAUCACCGAAGUGGUCGUGAAUCAUGUAAUUUUUAUCGGUUUCCGAAGGAAAAGAGAAGUUUAUGGGGACGUUUAUCAAGGCGACUAGACAGAUGUCCAUCAUCUGAAAAUGACAGAAUUUGCUCCUGUCAUUUUCAGAAUGGUGAUAAAAGCACCAACCCUACCCUCUUUCCUCACAAUGAGGGCAAGCUUUUCCAGUUUGAGGAUCUUACACCGAAAAGGUUUGUUGUAUCCGGAGUGUGCUCACUGAGGAAACAAAACAAAACAGUUCCUUUUCUUCAGCUAAGUUUAUUACAGUAUAGCUUUUCUAUUGAUGACAUCAAAGAAAAUGAGGAAAAGAUGCUGUUGUACACCAGCAUACCUUAUGACAUCUUUGUCAUUCUGUCUGACACCAUCGGGAGGUUUGGUUUGAACUACUAUGCUGGCUGGAAGCCAAGUAGCAUCAGUUUGCAGGAUCAGCUUCUGCUCACGCUAAUGAAAUUGACACUUAACAGUAAAGAUCUAGACUUGGCACAGCGGUUUAAUGUUAGCAGGGCCACUGUGUCAAACAUUUUUAACACAUUGAUUCAUGUUUUGCAUGAGUUAUUGUUUGCCGGCAUGAUAGAUAUAUCAAUGCCAUCACAAAUGAAGUGCAAAGGGUCAAUGCCAAAAUCAUUUGAAGAGUUUGGCAGUGCCCGAGCAUCGGUUGAUGCUGUAGAAAUGUCACAAGACAUUCCAAAUCAGCUCGACGAACAAACCAGAGCUUACAGCAAUUAUAAAUCUAGGCACACUGUGAAAGCAGUGACUGCUGUAGCCCCAAAUGGAGCCCUGACAUUUUCAUCCAAACUAUAUCCUGGGUUAGGUUUCAGAUGUGGCAAUAGUUAG